GCUCACCUGUUAUAACCGAAGCCCAAACAGCUCUACAUCGGCAUGCGUGCCCAAUAAGAAUCAAAUCCUAAUAUAGAACAAUUAAAUAUAUAUUAACAAAAGCCUCAAACAUUUGCGGAGAAAAAUGAAGACUGAGAGAUAGGUAGAGAGGCGGCCGUUGCGAAAAAGCUUGGCGGGGGAGUCACUUCCUGUUCUCUUUGAAGGUCGGAGAAAGAGCGUAAAAAGCCACAAGGAAAAGAAACGCGUUACGUUAUUUGCAUUAAAACAUGCCGUUUUAUAUAUGUACUUAGUCGCCGAGUCGUCUCUGAUCUCUCCAUCAACUUACUGCUUCUAGGGUUUCUCCCUUUUUUUAUUGUAUUUCUUAUUCGUAUUCAAGAGCCAUGCCAACAUUUACAGCUAUAUCUUUUGAUAGGCUGAUAGAACCUAGAGAGUCCAAAUCUGUAGACAUGCCAGUUCCCAAUUCAAAGCCUUCAAUUAAAUCAAAACCUGCUCCUCAUCCAAAUUCAGAGUUGGGGAGGAGAAAUGGUGCUUCUGUGGACAUUGGAAGGAAAGUAAAUCGUCCUCCAAUAACACCAGCACUCUACACAACUCCUGAGCCAACUCCCCUUCCUGAUUCACCAACUUCGUUCCCUCCAUCACCUUAUAUCAUCAAUCACAAGCGGCGUGGGCCACGGCUAGUGAAGAGUUUCUCACAGGUGGAUGGGGCCUUGUCCGAAAAAUCAAAAGAUGAAGGAAAGGUCAUUGAGAAUGCUACAAAAAAUACUGAAACAAAGAGUGUUGGGCUAACCAAUUGUGCUUCUGUCUCCUUCAUGAUACCUGGACCAGUUGAAGGGGAACACAAGAGUAAUGUCCAGAAUAGUCCUGCAAAUGAACUUAUGAAUGGUUUCCAUCAUGGUCCUACAGAAAAGGAGCAUGUGAAUGGUGUGCAUGCUGGUGAGCCUGGAAGCAGUGAUAGGCAAUUUGAGAGCAGUAACAGUGGACUCCGAAGCAGCAGUUUGAGUAAUGCUUUGCCUGGGAAAAGUGAUUUGCCAAAGCAUAUUAGAUUCAAGAUAGAGAGUAAUAGUGACUGUGAAGAGUUUUUCGAUCCAAAGGAAUCAAUGAGUGUGGCAAGUAGCUCAGAUGGAGAAGAUAAUACCUGGGUGGAAAGUUCUGCAAAGUUUUUUACUCCAAAGGGAGAGUUUCAUGAUGUUUGGGAAGAGUUAUCAUCUGAGGAUGGGUCACAGUCUUCUCCUCUGGAUUUUGAGACUGAACUGUGUGAAAUAAGAUUGAGUUUACUCAUGGAAUUAGAGAAGAGAAAGCAAGCAGAAGAAGCUCUGAAUGAUGUGCAAAGUCAGUGGCAGAAGGUUAGGGAACAGUUGGCUCAUGCAGGAUUGACUCUGCCUGCAGAUCCCACCAUUGCGGGGAAGGAUGGGCAAUUGAAUAUCAAUAUUGCAGAAGAGCUUUCCCAACAAUUUCACCUUGCUCGAUUUGUAUCAGAAUCUAUUGGGAGGGGCAUUGCAAAGGCUGAGAUGGAGGCAGAAAUGGAAGCUCAGAUUGAAGCAAAGAACUUUGAGAUUGCCCGAUUGUGGGAUCGGCUUCACUAUUACGAGGCAAUGAAUCAAGAAAUGUCGCAGAGGAACCAGGAAGCCGUAGAGAUGGCACGGCGAAAUAGACAGAGAAGGAAAAGAAAGCAGAGAUGGGUUUGGGGUUCAAUUGCUGCUGCAAUUACCCUUGGCACUGCAGCCUUAGUAGGGUCUUAUCUCCUAACAGGGAAAGAAUCAACUAGCAGUGAUCCUGGUGCAUCUGAGCAUGAUGAUGCAGCCCCGCACGAAGCUCCAAUGGAGCUAACUCAAAACAUUUGCUCAUUCCCUCGCAGUCUCUAUCCUCACUACAGUGUAAUCCCAACUGGGAAAACUCAAUUUCGACUGAAAAAGUUACAAAGGAGAAGUAGUUUCAGUUGUAGGAGCAUUAACCACUCAAGCCUUCUAUCAGCAGAGAAAGAUCAACGGCAACUUUGGAGUAGCCAACACCAACUUGAAUUAGAUGAAGAAGAAGUGUUUGAGGAGGAUGAUACGUCUUCCUUUCUGUCUCUUAAUGUGAAACCAGAGAGGAAUAUGGCGUUGCUUGACGACUAUGAGCUGGAAGAACUUGACGAUACCUCUGACCCUAACCAUAAAAGCGGGUAUGUGGCUGUACUUGGGAAGCCAAAUGUGGGUAAGAGUACGCUGGCCAACCAAAUGAUUGGUCAGAAGCUGUCAAUUGUUACGGAUAAGCCUCAAACGACUAGGCAUCGUAUUCUUGGUUUAUGCUCUGGUCCAGAGUAUCAGAUGAUACUUUAUGAUACCCCUGGUGUUAUUGAGAAGAAGCUGCACAAGUUGGAUUCUAUGAUGAUGAAGAAUGUUCGUAGUGCUGGGAUUAAUGCCGACUGUGUUGUAGUUCUCGUUGAUGCAUCUAAAGCUCCCCAUAAGAUUGAUCAAGUAUUAGAAGAAGGUGUAGGGGAGAUCAAAGAUAAGUUGCCUAUUUUGCUGGUAUUGAACAAGAAGGAUUUGAUCAAGCCUGGUGAAAUUGCAAAAAAGCUUGAGUGGUAUGAGAAAUUUACAGAUGUUGAUGAGGUCAUACCUGUAAGUGCAAAAUUUGGUCAUGCUGUUGAAGAUGUCAAAGAUUGGAUUUUAUCGAAACUUCCUGUUGGGCCAGCUUACUAUCCAAAGGACAUUGUUAGUGAGCACCCAGAAAGAUUCUUUGUAGCUGAGAUUGUUAGAGAAAAGAUCUUUAUGCAAUAUCGUGAUGAGGUCCCUUAUGCAUGUCAGGUGAAUGUUGUAAGCUACAAAACUAGGCCCACUGCCAAAGAUUUUAUACAGGUGGAGAUUGUCGUAGAGAAGAACACACAAAAGAUAAUCCUUAUAGGAAAAGGAGGUAAGGCUUUAAAACUACUGUCAACAGCUGCUCGGCUUGACAUUGAAGAUUUUUUACAGAAGAAAGUUUACCUUGAGAUUGAAGUUAAAGUAAAGGAGAAUUGGCGGCAAGACGAAGGGCUUUUGAAAUACUAUGGCUAUGGGGGAAAAAUUCGAGCUCUGUAAUAUGGAGUUUUGUCAGUUACAGAAUGCUCUCAAUUUUGAUUUGAGGUUGUUAGUUAAUAUAGAAAUAGAAUCAUCUUAUCAAA
Molecule: messenger RNA, 3139 nt
Organism: Mangifera indica (mango)
Lineage: Eukaryota; Viridiplantae; Streptophyta; Magnoliopsida; Sapindales; Anacardiaceae
Exons: 13
Coding region: 381-3056 (891 amino acids)
Molecular function (GO): RNA binding; GTP binding
Source: RefSeq, a predicted model, not a curated record